GAAUAAGAGAAAUUAUGAAACUGGAUGAAGAAUACUAACUUGAGCAAGUUUUAAAAGGAUAUAACAAAAUUUGAAAACUAUAUGAAGAAUCCCAUCUUUAGCAAAUUAAAUUGCAGUAUAAUCAGAAAAUUAUCAAGUGCAGCGGGCGAUUAGGAAAAGGUCACUGAUUGCAAACCGUUCAACAGUUACAACGACACGUUCUUCUAAAUGUUAUAUUCAGAACACCACACACCUUACACGAAUCACAUGUACAGUAAUUAUUCCAAACAACAGAAAACAAUUAGAUUUCCUGAAACCAAUGUGAUCCUAGAUAGAAACUGACUGGAACCAAAUAAAGAGACAAAAAAGUGUUCUGAUAACUGACUAAAUCAACUGGGAAGAUGGCUGCUCCAUUUUCGUACACACACCCUAGCCAUAUCGCCAGUGGCUACCGGCCAACAUGCAGGCCGCGGCCAGAGGCCGAGUAUCCCAGGAAGUACCCUAGUCCAAGCCUAGGCUACGGGGAGGACUAUCCCAUGUAUCACCGGGACCACUGUAAAAUGCCCCCCUCCAACUCCAACUGCUGCGCGUGCGUGGACGAGCUCCAAGAGGUGCAAACGAGACGACCGGAUUUGACGUACAACAGGAUACCACCGGAUACACACAAUGGUGCCAGAACGACCCAUGACAUCGUGGCGGCGUACGGAGUGUAUAGCCACAGUGCGGGAGUGGCGGUGGAAGAGACGGGGUUCGAAUCUGCAGUGGGAGUGGGUGGAGGGACUUCUUACUACCCACAGCAAGUGGUAGUGGUGGCGAGCCAAAGAGACGGUACCACGGCCAACACUCUGGCCCGCGAGCCUACCCCGGACCCUCGAGUCCUGUCUUCCAACCCUGGCUGCUGCCGACCCGCCGUGCCUCUCGUGCUAGUCGUGUUCUUUGUGAUAGUCUUCCUUAUCGUCUCUGGUGUCUUGUUCUACUUCAAUGUUGUGACGUACACUCCCGACUCCACAAUGCAAGGUAAGUGUUAACGGUGUUGAAUG
This is a messenger RNA of Homalodisca vitripennis (glassy-winged sharpshooter), 1019 nucleotides long. RefSeq lists its product as uncharacterized. NCBI's taxonomy places the organism in Eukaryota, Metazoa, Arthropoda, Insecta, Hemiptera, Cicadellidae. The transcript has 5 exons. The record is from RefSeq and is a predicted model, not a curated record. Bases 381 to 1007 code for a protein of 208 amino acids.